GCUUAUUUAAAAUCAAAACUUUAAUCCCCUAAAAAAAAAAAUCAAAACUUUAAUAUAUAUCUUGUAUACAUCUGUUGCGAGUGUAAAAUAAUAUUCUGAACUGUAAUUGAAAUCUUAUUAAAGAUGUAUUUUUGUGUUUGUUAUUGAUAGAUUAAUGUCUAGAAGAUUUGGCAGAUGUUAGAUUUUUUAUAAUACAUGAUCGAUAAUUUAGGCUCAGUGUUAUAAGUAGAUUAAGAAAGGGGGAAGAAUCAAAGGCACUUGUAAACUCAACACCCCAGGGGGGUUCCGUUAGCUGCUGCAUGUUUGUUCUUGUAGCUUCUGCUGUUAUCUUGUUGUUUCUUGUUAGUAUGAUGUUUCCAUAUCCCCUCCGGGUCCCUUGAAAUUAUGCUACCCGUUUGUAUUUUGUUGCUAGAAUAGGGGUAACAAUUAAGAGACAGAAAGAAACCUUGAUAUCUGGGGGCCACUCAAUUUACUACCCAUACCUAAGAAAUUAUGAUUUGGAUUUCGAAAACAUUUAUUAUGGUCGGGUUAGUAUACUUGUACUUAACUCAAGUAAGGCUCUUGAGUUCUAUAACCUCAUCAAUAACAGAAAUAAGGCUACUUGCAGCAAAACCUUUUGAAAUUAGUUGCAAUUUCUAGCUCUCAAAUGGAUCCUGAUCAUCUUCCUUGAUCUUUAGAUCUGUAAAUUCAGUGUUGAAGCUCUUAAGCUAAAGCAAUUGAAGUCAUCAAAAUUAAGGCUCUCUACGGAUUGGUUAGACUUAAAGUCCUAAACCUUGUGACUUUAAGCUUGAGUGAGAUAGUAAUUUUGUAUGUUGAACUCAACCCUUAUUUAUAAAGCUUAAAAACAAUAUAGUCUAUGGAGGACGCUAUAUUCAAAGUCUGAUCAUCUUAACUUGAGGCUCUGGGAGCUACAAAGGUUUGAUUUUUAGAUUCAUGUAUUUGAUUAUAUUUGCGAUCUUAUGGUAGAUAUUAGGAAAUUGUUUGCUGAAAUUCCGCCAUUUGCAUCUAUAUAUUCCUACAACAUUAACUUUAUGCCGGAAAACAAUUGGGAUUUGGAGAGUGAAAAAUAGGCCAACAACUCCAGUUUCUAUCUGAAAGAUCAAUUGCAGAAGAGUUAGAGAUAUGAACCAUAAAAAAUCCAAGAUAAGACACAAUGACAGUAGCCUUGAUAUGAUCAGUAAUCUGCCGACGGAUGUGAUAUACAAACUCUUGGAACGCUUUUCUCUCAAGGAUGCUGCACGAAUGAGUGUUCUUUCACAUAAGUGGCGAGACAUUUGGACUUCGAAUCCCCAUCUUGUUUUUGAUGAACCAUUUUUUGCAAGAGUCCUUAAACAGGAAGUACGCGACACUGAUAAAUUUUGCAAUGUUGUGAGCAAUAUACUCUUUCAACAUGAAGGUCCCAUUCUUAAGUUUUCAUUGUAUGUUCCUCCUGGAAUAUCCUCUCCAGAUGUUGCUCAGUGGAUAUCCUAUCUUUCAAGAAAUGGUCUUAAGGAUUUUAGCCUUUGGAACAUGUGCAGGGCAAUGCCUCUUCAGUUGGGCUCGCGUCUUUUCUCCUGUGUUGACUUGGAGAACUUGAAGCUUACUUGCUGCAUAUUCAGCCUUCCUCCUGAUUUCAGGGGCUUUCCGAAGCUGAUAAGCCUUGAGCUCGAUGCAGUCGUUAUAAACUACACCACUUUCAAAAAUCUAAUUGGCAAUUGUCCUGUACUACAAAAAAUAGUUUUAACAAACUUUACCGGUUUGCAGCACAGGCAUGUUAUCAUUGAAGCCCCUAACCUCAGAUAUUUGACUCUUGAUUGGGCAUUCAAGUCAGUUUAUGUGACAUGCUGUGAGAAUCUUGUGUCAGCGUCAAUUGGUUUGCCGAAAUUGGUCAAGGUUCAUAACAAGGCCAGUUUAGGUGAUCUGGUUAAAGUUCUUACAAACUCGAGUAAACUUGAAAGGCUUUGUUUAAGAAGUCACCUAUGUAGGAUUUUGUUUACAGAAUGUAAUCUUCGUACUGCCUCUCAGAAGCUGAGAAAUCUGGAUUUGUUAGACCUUCACUUGGAUUUUCAGGAUGAUGUCUUUUCUGUGUUUAGCUGUAUUCAGAGCUUUCCUAACAUUGAAACACUUAAAAUCUCUGUUCAUAGCAGCUCAAAUCUGGCUGAGCAUGUGUUGGACUACAAUGCUGACGGUACAUUACACAACCUCCGUUGUGCCAAAGUUCGACUUUUGGUUGCUUCUACUACAGAGAUGAAGUUGAUUGAGUUCUUGCUUGCUUGCUCCCCUGUGCUUGAGAAAUUAUUAGUACAUGCACCUGCCGUCAUGGGCUCGUCUCGCUUGAAGAUGUUACUGCAGUUAAAUCGGUUUCGGAGAAUAUCACAGAAGGUAGAAGUCAUUUGCCCAGUGUCUGAAGUUAUCACCUCAGCUUCUAGCUCAGAUUCCCCAUCUGCUGAAUCCGCCUAUGAUUCUAGUGAUUCAGAUUGAUAUCUAUAUAUGUUAGUUGUGGACAACGGAGUGACCGAUUAGUUUAUAGAUAUUAGAGUUAAAGGUCAAUAUGCUUAGGUGUUAUAUAUUCGAAUCAUGGACUGUUUCUUGGUGUGUUUGAUACUUUGCUACAAUUUUUCCUCAGGGUUAUAUAAUAGCACAGUAGCAUUUGCUUCCA
Molecule: messenger RNA, 2638 nt
Organism: Beta vulgaris subsp. vulgaris (sugar beet)
Lineage: Eukaryota; Viridiplantae; Streptophyta; Magnoliopsida; Caryophyllales; Amaranthaceae
Product: F-box/FBD/LRR-repeat protein At1g13570
Exons: 4
Coding region: 1123-2460 (445 amino acids)
Molecular function (GO): protein binding
Source: RefSeq, a predicted model, not a curated record